This is a messenger RNA of Penicillium alfredii, 2886 nucleotides long. Its product is annotated as putative C6 transcription factor. The coding region runs from base 1 to 2886 and encodes 961 amino acids. Gene Ontology annotation, biological process: DNA-templated transcription; regulation of DNA-templated transcription. Gene Ontology annotation, cellular component: nucleus. The transcript is spliced from 2 exons. The record is from RefSeq and is a predicted model, not a curated record. Gene Ontology annotation, molecular function: DNA binding; DNA-binding transcription factor activity, RNA polymerase II-specific; zinc ion binding. Lineage: Eukaryota; Fungi; Ascomycota; Eurotiomycetes; Eurotiales; Aspergillaceae.
AUGCGGUCCAGCAUCGCCUGCGCUCGGUGCCGCCGCAGCAAGAUCAAAUGCGUCAAUGCCGGCAUCGACACCACCUGCCGCGCCUGCGAGUCUUCAGGGAGAGAAUGUGUCUAUCCAACCCCGACGAUCGGGGUGAGCGGUGCCAAGCGGGACCUGGCCGCGCUGGAGGGCGACGACCGGAAUGGCGAGUGGGAUGGACCGAAGCGACACCGCUCCCGCAAGGCGAUCGGUGUCGGCUCGUCGGCCGGCUCCAAGGCCGGUCUCGAUGCCUUGGACGCUUCGAUUCUCACCGUGAAAGUCUGGGAAGCCGUCUUUGAUCUCUUCCAGUCGCACUUUGCCACUCUCCUCCCUUUCCUGCACCCGGCAACGUUUCUCGGUCAGAUUCGCCAGAUCUCGUCGCCCCCGGUUCCCCCCUCGGCUCCGGCAGUCGAUGGGCAAGAUGUUCCGCGGACUCAUGCGCCCAAAGUGGAUCCGUCUGCGACGCUGAUCCCCCUGGGCGUGCUGGCCUUGACUGCUCGCUUCCACCCGCCGCUCGUCGCCUACCACUCGGCGGCUUCACCCGGCCACCCUUCCAAUCCCCUCGCCGCCUCGGAAUACUAUGCGAUGGCCUUGCGCAGCCGGCUGGCCGGCUUGGAUGGCGCAAGCCUCGCAGUCCCCGAUCUCGCGCGUGUCCAGGCACUCUUGAUGCUUGCGCUGCAUGAGUGGGGCAUGUGUCGCGGGAAGAGCGCCUGGGUUUAUGUCGGGAUGGCCAUUCGGCUUGCGCAGGCCAUGGGGUUGCCUUUUGAGCUCGAGAAUGAGCUCCCCCCGCGUGAUCCGUCGCGCUCCUCCCCGGCCCUCAAGGCGGAGGCAGAUCACUUUGGUCUGCCGCGACGCGCCGAGUCCAAGGAGCAAACCUCCGAUGAUAUCAUUGCCCAGGAGACCAAGCGCCGGACCUUCUGGGCCUGUUUCCUGCUUGACCGGUGUUUGAGUAGCGGCAAAUACCGACCGCGCAUGAUCCGAGUCAAGGAGCUCGGAAUCCAGCUUCCGAGCGACAAUGCUUUUGCUUUUGGUGAGCGUGUACGGACGGCACGACUCAAUGAGCCCAUUGUGCGUCGUCCACAGAGCUUCGGCGCCCAGGGCGUUCAGAUCCCGAGCAUUCGCCAGAGCCUGGGAUUUGGUGACGAGAAGCUCCUGCCGGCGAACGGAACUCCAGAUGGCAAAUCCUGGUCGCCUAUUUCUCGGCGAAAGGACUCUAGUGAGGAAGACGUCGAUCGAUGGGAGGUCGGCGCAGAAGAGUCGGUGCUCAGUCGAGUGAUUCGCAUCAUUCGCAUCUGGGGAAGCAUCGCCAAGUGGUCGUGUGCCGGUGGCCGACGAACGGAGCAAUACCCGCCCUGGCACCCGGAAUCGCGCUUUGCGACGCUUCGGUUGCAGCUAAGCGAAUUCCAGGAUAGUCUCUCUCGCAAUCUGCAGUAUUCGCUGCGGAAUACCGACACCCAUAUUAUGUAUAAGACCACCCUGGCUUCGUAUACGGUUAUGCACGUCGUUUACUUCUUGUCCGUUAUCGUUCUCCACCGCGCCUACAUCCCAUUCUUGCCUGUUCGGUGCAGCGAGCCUGUUGGUCCCCUGGAUGAGCCUUUGUUCCCCGUGGACAAGACCAGCAGCGCGCCAGAGGGCUUCUGGCGUGAUAGUGCGCGCGAGCUCUUCAAGGCUGCGCGACAGAUGAUUGAUUUGGUUGCUACCUGCCAGGGUCGUGGGGCACUCGUGGAGAAUCCUCUGGUUGGCUUCGCCAUCUACAAUGCCGCCUUCAUCGGGGUAUAUGGUACACAUUUCUCCCACAUGGACCCCGAGGGCCUGUUGGGUGCGAAGCCGCCACCACCAAGCCAUGAUAGCCACCAGCUGGGAGCUGCGCAAGCACGCAAGGCAUUGGAUAUUCUGCGAGAGAUGCGCCCACGCCUCAAGAUGGCCAUGGGCUGGUUCCGCACCCUCAACCGCCUUCAUAGCUACUUCUCCAAAGUCAAGCGCGAUUUUCGUCGACUUUCUCGCAAUCGGCUGGAUAGUAUGUCGGACGUGUCUGAUCAUCCCAUUCCCAAUGGGAUUCGACCAGUGCGCGAAGGUGGAAGCGGCGGCGGCCUGGAAGAAUUCAAGUUGCUCGAGAAGCUUUUCCUCGACUUUGGGACGAUUGAAGAUCAGCUGCCGGAGUCUGGCUUCGACGAGGACGUCGCUGUGCCUGCUGCCGGAGAGCCCAUGCCCGAGCGCACUAACCUCAGCGAUGCCGGCAGCAAUGCCGUCAAAAGCGAGACCGGCGAGCCUAUGGAGCCGUCAGAUAGCACCAGUGGCCGGCGUGAGUCCUGGGUGCCGAUCAACAGCCCCGGCAUGCCUUUACCCAGCCACGAAGGUGACCGCCGCCCGAGUCUGCCACUACCCAACAGCCGUCCUCUCCCAUCCCAAUCGCCUUACAGCCUCCCAUCAUUGCAGCAGCACCACCCAGACGGCCCUCUCUAUACUUCAUCACCCAGCCUGCCAUCAUUGUCCGCAACCACCCAGCCUCCUUCUCAAUACCUCCCCGCAACAAGUAACCGACUACAACCCAUCAACUCGUGGCUCCCAUCUCGUCCACAAGCACCACCUCCACCAUACUCGCAGUCCCUCCCGCCCAUCAGCGCAGCCACCCCUCACAGCCUCCCCGUUCUCCCGCCACCGGGUUCCGUCACCCAGCUGGCUCCCUCGCCUCCUUUGACCUCGACAGAGGGACCCGACUCGAGCCUCAUGGCGACCAGCCUCGGGGGCGACGAUGUCCUGGCCUUCUUGGAUGGCUGCGAAUGGGCGCAGCUGUCCAUGAGUGCGCCGUCGGAAGUUGGCAUUCCUGCCGGCUGGCUGAGCACCGUGUGGUCGCAGUUCAGCCGGUAG